GAGAGAGAGAGAGAGAGAGAGAGAGCUGUCCGCUUUGUGGCCAUGCCUGACCAGCUGGGCUGGCCCAGCCCUGGGCUGCUCUCUUGAAGCCAGCCAUCCGGACAAAGCCAGAGGCCACCUUUAUGGAAGAUGACCGGGUUGACCUACGCACCUGCCUGAUCUGCGGAGACCGAGCCACGGGCCUGCACUACGGCAUCAUCUCCUGCGAGGGCUGCAAGGGCUUCUUCAAGCGGAGCAUCUGCAACAAGCGGGUCUACCGAUGCAGCCGCGACAAGAACUGCGUCAUGUCCCGCAAGCAGCGCAACCGGUGCCAGUACUGCCGCCUGCUCAAGUGUCUCCAGAUGGGGAUGAACCGGAAAGCAAUUCGCGAAGACGGCAUGCCUGGGGGCCGGAACAAGAGCAUUGGACCCGUCCAGAUCUCUGAGGAAGAGAUCGAGCGGAUCAUGUCUGGGCAGGAGUUUGAGGGGGAGGCCAACAUCUCCUGGAGCAACAAUGGGGACAGUGACAACAGCUCCCCUGGGAACGGGGUCUCGGAGAGCAACCAGCCCUCCCCAGUCUCCACCCCAUCCUCAAGGUGGGACUUGCGGUCUGUGGAGAUGAAUGGAUUCACCGCCCUCAGGGAUCCGUACAUGGGCACGCCGGUGCCUGCGCCCUACCAGUACCUUCCGCACCUUUUGAGCUGCCCGGCUCACGCGGCCAUUGUGCCCUCCCAGCCCCGGAGCCAUGACCCCCAGUCCCACAGCCUCCUCAUCAGCCAGUUGGUGUCUGCGGAGGACUUGGAGCCCCUGGGCACCCCCAUGCUCAUUGAAGACGGGUACAAAGUGACUCAGGGCGAGCUCUUUGCCUUGCUGUGCCGGCUGGCGGACGAGCUGCUCUUCCGCCAGAUCGCCUGGAUCAAGAAGCUGCCCUUCUUCUGCGACCUGUCCAUCAAGGACUACACCUGCCUCUUGAGCUCCACCUGGCAGGAGCUGAUCCUGCUCUCCUCCCUCACCGUCUACAGCAAGCAGAUCUUUGGGGACCUGGCCGAUGUCACCUCCAAGUACUCCCCUUCCGAUGAUGAGCUCCAGCGGUUUAGCGAAGAAGGGAUGGAGGUGAUGGAGCGACUCAUCUACUUGUACCGCAAGUUCAACCAACUGAAAAUCAGCAAGGAAGAGUAUGCGUGCAUGAAAGCCAUUAACUUCCUCAAUCAAGAUAUCCGCGGCCUGGCCAACGCUUCCCAACUGGAGCAGCUGAACAAACGCUAUUGGUACGUGUGCCAGGAUUUCAUGGAGUUCAAGUAUCCCCAUCAGCCAACCCGGUUCCCGGACCUGAUGAUGUGCCUGCCCGAGAUCCGUUACAUUGCAGGGAAGAUGGUGAGCGUUCCCCUGGAGCAGCUGCCCCUCCUCUUCAAGGCCGUGCUGCACUCCUGCAAGGGCGGCAUGACGAAGGAGUGAGGAAGACCAAGAGGAGGGGGAUCCCUGCAACCGAGGCUGAAGACGGGAAGUGGCCGCUUUGGCAGGGCAAUGGGUAGCCUUGCCGUCGUAGCAGGAAUCCUCGUUUUUUGUAUUUUUUUUAACUCGUUUCCUAUAAUAUUUAUUUCACGACA
Molecule: messenger RNA, 1585 nt
Organism: Anolis sagrei ordinatus
Lineage: Eukaryota; Metazoa; Chordata; Lepidosauria; Squamata; Anolidae
Gene: NR6A1
Product: nuclear receptor subfamily 6 group A member 1
Biological process (GO): regulation of DNA-templated transcription
Cellular component (GO): chromatin
Molecular function (GO): zinc ion binding; nuclear receptor activity; sequence-specific DNA binding
Source: RefSeq, a predicted model, not a curated record